This is a messenger RNA of Notechis scutatus (mainland tiger snake), 2191 nucleotides long. RefSeq names its product sulfotransferase 6B1-like. Gene Ontology annotation, molecular function: sulfotransferase activity. The record is from RefSeq and is a predicted model, not a curated record. NCBI's taxonomy places the organism in Eukaryota, Metazoa, Chordata, Lepidosauria, Squamata, Elapidae.
CAGAGGUGGUUCUUGUCCAGCUUUCUGCAGGCUGCCUCUCAUUAAAUUGCCAGGGGGACAAAAGCUGAGAUCUUCCUCGAGAUUGAUUUCUGUCUUCAGAGCAGAUAUCCCCGAAGUGAAUCUGAAAUAUUGUCUCUUACUGCAGAGGGAAGAAAGAAGAUCCACCAUACAUCCCCCACCCUCCCGCAAAAAGGGCAGAAAUGGCACAUGUGAGAAAAAAGUUUAUUGAGAUUCUGGAAAAAGUCAUGAAAGAAGGAGAGCAGAUGACACCAGAGGAGAUGCUGCUUACUUAUGAAGGAGUUGUAUACCCGACUGUUUUUUGCAACCCAGAGCAGUUCAAAGCUUUGGAGGCCUUCCAAGCUAGGAAUGAUGAUGUAGUUCUAGCAGGAUACUGCAAAUCUGGUACCAACUGGGUUGGCCAGAUUGUUACUGAUUUAGUAAUAACAUCUGCAAAGAAAUAUGAACCAGAGAAGUUGAAUGAAAAACUUCUCCUAGCAGAAAUUCCCUAUAUUGAAAUAGGAGAUACUGAAAAGUAUAAGAGGAUGGAUACUUAUCCUUCCAGGAGAGUGAUAUAUACUCAUCUCCGUCCUGAUAGAUUUCCACCAUCUAUUUUCAAGAACAAAGCCAAAGUACUGCUGCUGAUUCGAAAUCCAAAAGAUGUUGCUGCAUCUUUUUUCCAUUUUUCAAACAACUUCAGUCCUUAUCCUCCCUAUGAUACAUUUGAAGAAUUCUUCCGAGCUUUAAUGAUAGGAAAAAUGCCAUGGGGAUCCUAUAUAGAGUAUCUUUGUACAUGGAACAAGUAUAUUGAUAAAGAAAAUGUCCUGCCAAUAACAUAUGAAGAGAUAAAAGAGAACCCAGCUUUAGGAGCCAAAAAGAUUUCCACAUUUCUUGAAUUGAACUUAAAUGAGGAAGACUUUCAGGGUACUGCAGAAAGGAGCACAUUCAAAGCGAUGAAAGAAAAAUCUAAAACCACUCAUGGAGAAUUUGGUGAAGUUCUUUUCCGGAAAGGUGGAGUAAGUGACUGGAAAACACUUUUUAGUGAAGCAAACAACAAGGAGAUGGACACAGUAUUUAAAGAGCGCUUAGAAGGAACCAAAGUGGGAGAACGGAUAAACUAUGAUCGUUACUGCAAGGCAUGAAGGAAAAAAAGGAAAAAAAGCUAACAGCUAUCAUUCUUAGAUGAUUCUAUUCUCAGAAACAAGGCAUUCUAUUUACUUGUAAUAAAUGUAUGAUUUUUAUGUAAUCUCUAUAUGAAAGGGGAAUAUAAAUUAUUUCAAGAGUUUUCUGGCAAAAUUUCUAUAAAUUUCUAAGGUAUAAAUGGCUACACUGCAUUGCUUAAACCUGCUGAUAGCACAGUCACUUUUAUUCAUAUUGAUGACAAAAUAUUUUAGAAAUAUAAGACAACUUGAUAGAUGAUAGAAAGAAAUCUAAAAUGCGACCUUUUAUUAUAUAGAAAUCAACUUCACACCAAUUCUUCGAGCGUACGUAUAUGUUUGUGUGUGUUUAUUCACACACACACACACACAGAGAGAGAUUUAUGUGUAUUUAUGUAUAUUAUUAUAUACUGAAAUCAAUUUGAAAUGUAAUUAUGUAUUGUUCACUGAAAUCUUAAUCAUAAAUCCUAACAGAAAAUUAAUUGACUGCCUGCUGUCAAUCUGAAUGAUUGCUAGUAACAGGAAAUUCACACCUAUUCACCAACACAGAUAGAGGGAAAAGAAGGGAAGCCACCAGGUAAUUACAAAUAAUGAUCAAGUGAUGUUGCACAUAACAAUUGAGCAGAAUUCAUUUUACAGUGGCAACCAGAAUCUCUGCAACUGCUAUCACAAGUCAAUACACCUGCAUAACAACACAUUUACAACUGUGUCACUUAGUAAUCCAGUUGCUGAUCCCUAUUACUGUACUUAAGCAAAAACUAUUGUACAAAGUUUUAAUCUCAACACAGGAAAUAAAUUUUACUAAACCUAAAUGUGUCAAAUGUAAGUAACAGUUUUUCUGUGGAAAGCUGACCUUUGCAGAAGGAAAACAAAUAUAAAUGUAAUGGACAUCCUAACUGUAUUAAUUUGAGUUCUAAUUUUAAUUUCUCUCUUUCUUCUUUUUCUUUGUCUUCUUUUUUAACUUUUUUAUUUAGAAAUGUAUUAAAGAUUUUUAAAGAAAUCCAAUCAGCAAUAAAUAUUGUCUUUAGUCUAAUCAA